Molecule: messenger RNA, 3409 nt
Organism: Pundamilia nyererei
Lineage: Eukaryota; Metazoa; Chordata; Actinopteri; Cichliformes; Cichlidae
Gene: mxd1
Product: MAX dimerization protein 1
Exons: 6
Coding region: 960-1628 (222 amino acids)
Biological process (GO): regulation of transcription by RNA polymerase II
Molecular function (GO): protein dimerization activity; DNA-binding transcription factor activity, RNA polymerase II-specific; RNA polymerase II cis-regulatory region sequence-specific DNA binding
Source: RefSeq, a predicted model, not a curated record
GAACCAAAAUGGCUGCUUAAGGUCCACAGUUGAAGUAAGCGCUGAACCCUCUCUGCAAUUGACGGUUUUAACGCCGAAUAGGAGCUUGAGAGGUUAUACUCAGUAUCCAAUCACAUUGCAGCACCCAGAAUCUUUGUACAGUACAGUAGAGAGCUGGUGUCCAGAUCAACAAGCCACUAUUUUGGAAGCUGUUUGACAAACAGUCACUCUUCUUCAGUUGAUGUCAGUCGCUAUCUGCGUUUCCAGCGAGACGUAUCGCGCGUUAAACCGGCGCAAAACUAACCAGCCAUAGCUCUGAACCGAUAAGGUUGGAUGACAUCGUCGGCUGAACUUUAAAACAGCUAGCUCUUUUAUAUAUAUAUAUAAUUUUCACAAGGCAAGUGUCUAGCAACUGUACAUGCUAACGUUCUUUUUUCACUGGCCGAAGCUUUUCCAAAUACAACCGAGAUAGCAAGAACUUUCCAUAUUUAAUUUGACAGCUUAACAUUGGCGCUAACGUUAGCCAGCCUUUUUUUCGCCAAAUAGAGCAAUUCGGGAAUUAUUUUUGUAUGUCACACAGCCUUUCGUUUUGUUUUUGUCAACAAGCCGUCUUUUCUCGAAGAGCCAACUAUAAAGCUGACGAUAUUUAGCUGGCAUUUUGACUUAAAAGGGAACAAAGUAACCUUAGCUCCUCCUGAAGAAGUGUUAUUAGUGUCAGCCCUUACUAGCCAGCUAACACCAUAUCCUUAAUUUAACAACCACAGAGGAAGUUUGGCUUUUCGAACUGACUGGUGCUGCAUUCAAGGCCUUUAACAGUGAAGGACCAACUCUGUAACGCGCUCUCUCUGGCUCUUUAAAAAUAAUAACUGACAGAACAGCGAGCUACCCAAGUGUGAAAAAGAAGCAGGACCCUGAAGCAGCCUGUGUACAGCCACGGAAUUCCUUUUCGGAUUGUUAAAUUAUCAGUGUUAUUGUUUAAAAUGGCGGCGAUCGGAAUGGUGCAGAUGUUGAUCGAAGCAGCCGAGUACCUUGAUCGCAGGGAACGAGAAGCUGAACAUGGCUAUGCCUCCAUGCCGCCAUUCAUCAGCAGCUGGGAGAGGGAAAGUUUGAAAAGGAAAAGCAAAAGCAAGAAAAACACAAGUAGCAGGUCUACACACAAUGAAAUGGAAAAGAACAGACGGGCACAUCUACGACUGUGUUUGGAGCGCUUGAAAUCCCUCGUUCCCUUGGGACCAGAUGCUAACAGGCACACCACCCUCAGCCUGCUGAUGAAGGCCAAAGAUCACAUCAAGAGGUUGGAGGAGGGCGAGAGGAAAGCUCAGCACACUUUGGAGCAGCUACAACGGGAGCGGAGACACCUGAGGAGGCGUCUAGAGCAGCUGGGAGUGGAGAGGACCCGCAUGGACAGCACCGGCUCCACUCAGUCCUCUGAUAAGUCCGACUCUGACCAGGAGGACCUGGAUGUGGACGUGGAGGGGACGGACUACCUGCUGGGUGACUUGGAGUGGAGCACCAGCAGCGUGAGCGACUCAGGGGACGAGAGAGGCAGCCUGCGCAGCAGCUGUAGCGAUGAGGGCUACUCCAGCGCCAGCCUGCAGCUUGUGCAGGACACUCAGGAGAAGGCUAAGCAGCUGGGCUGCAGCCUAUAAACAGCACUCGUCACUGACCCAGCACCCACCUCUUUCCCUCAGCCCCCUCACCACUCCUUGGUCCCGCUCCGACCUCACCUCCCCUUCCUGCCCUUCUUCCUCCCUCUUUACCAGGACUGACCAAGUCUGAGGCCCCUCCUCCAGCUGGGCCUCCGCGGACUUCCUGUCUGCACACCGACUUCCAUUCAGACUGCAACACCUCCAAGACAUCCAGCCCAUCAUCAGCGGUCAGUCUUUAGAGUGUCCCCCACUCUGCUCCGCACCGAUAAUACGAGCGGGACGUCAAAGACACUCCACCCCCCCCCAACCACCCCUACCCCCAUCUGACAAAAAAAACACAAAAACAGAACACAACUUUCAGCCAGAGAAUGUUACCACACAAUGUCCCACUGCCUCUUUUUCUAUGCCUCAAGAGCCAUGGGAAGCACUUAUGAGAUUUCACCCAUACUUCACACACAUAACAUCAACUCGCACGUACACACACGUACACACACAUACACACACAGACCGCUCCAUCUCUCCCAAAGGUGUGAUGCUGACAUGGUGCGGGGCUUUUUUUGUUUAUUUUUUUGCUUUUGCGCCCCGCUCACCGGUCGACCGUAUGUGCAUGGUACUUUGCACUUAAAAUAGCUUUUUUUGUAAACAAAACUAUCACCUUUUUCAAACACUGUCCCUUAGCAAAGCCCCACCCAACCCUCCCGCUGCAGCCAUGGCAGCAAUGCCACCAGAUGAACUGAGUGUUUGAAAAACAUGUCAGUCGGCAGACUUUGCGGACACUAAACUAGAGUGCGCGUGUGUGUGUGUGUGUGUGUGUGUGUGUGUGUGUGUGUGUGUGAGUGAUGUUAAACUGUCGACAGCAAUACGUCCCUCAGUACUCGGGCUUUGGCAGGCAGGCUCGCAACUGCCCUGUAAUCUUUUGUCCACGCCUGCCCUUUAGAGCAAAAAGUAACAGAAAAACCGACAAAAAAGAAAAAAACAAACAAAAAAAAUUGUGCAGCAUGAGAUUGUGACUGGGGAGGGUUUUCAGGGGUGGGUUUGAUUGUUUUUAUGCCGCUCUCUGAUGACAGGGCAUUUAUUUUAUUUUUUUCAAACAUCAUCCCUUUCUUAUGUGUGCUUGUCAUGGAUAUUAUGAACACCAGCCACUGGGCCCAAUACUGGUACGCUCUGGCGGGUGUUGGUACGUUUUUGUACACUACUUCUUCACUGCCCCAUUCACCAGGUAUUAAACAGGAAGGGAAUCUACUGAGAGCACAUUCCACUUAUGUAAAGAAGACAGGCAGGUGAGGCUGAGAGCAUUAUUUCAUUACUUGUUGUUGUUUUGGUUUGCGAGUGGAUGUUCCUACCAGUUAUUUAUGAAGAGAGUCCAGUUUGAGAUGAAGCGAAUCACUAGGAAAUACAAAUGGUCGGCUUUGACUUUUCAACGGGAACACACACACACACACACACACACACACACACACACACACACACACACACACACACACACACACACUCUCUCUUUCUCUCUGCUCACAGCUAAACUAAAUCAGUUUUCUCUCCCUCGCCUUGCCUUCAUAGCUAAUUAUUGUUUUAGCAGAAAUAUAUACCUUUUAAUGUAAAUAGUUUACAGAAAGAAGUGUCUAUCAGCAGAUGUAUUUAUUAGAUAAAUCUAUAGAUGAAUAUACAAAAACAAUCUAUUUAAUUAGUUAUAGCUUAUGUUCUUCUUGUGAGGUUUAUUGAGAGUUUCCUAUAUGUAGUUUGUUUGCACAGCCUAGUCAAUCCAUAAAAUAUUGAGAAAUGUC